This is a messenger RNA of Salvelinus sp. IW2-2015, 2406 nucleotides long. NCBI's taxonomy places the organism in Eukaryota, Metazoa, Chordata, Actinopteri, Salmoniformes, Salmonidae. The record is from RefSeq and is a predicted model, not a curated record.
UGCAAGUGCAACUGAUUAAUUUGUCAAUUAUUGAACAGCUAAUAAGGAAUUUCUUAACUUUUAGCUUUUGCCUUUGGCCAAUUUUAUUAUUUUUCUGGUCAUUAUUAAAGCAAGGGUGAUACAGUAGCUAACUAGCUAACGUUAUUUAACUAGCUACAAAUGCAAAUUUUUCAAAAUGAAUAUGAAAUAUCCAAACCUAUAGUAGCUAGUUAACUUCUAGCUAACUUUGGAUAACAUUAUUUUUGCAUGUAAUGAGUGCUUGUCAUGUCAAUGAUGGAUAACAAUUCAACAACAACGUUGAGUAUUGAAAAUGUCCAGAUUAAUGGUCUAUGUGAAAAAUGUUAACCUGUAUGUAUGGUUUCCGUAGAUUGAACCAACCGGUUCAUGACAUUACAGCGCAGUCAGUCAUGUCCAGACUACAUCACCUGUAUGGCCUGUUGAGGUACCUAAUGAUGUUACUCAGUGGCAUCAUAUUUUUCCCCCACGGGACACCAUCUUCAAUCAGAAGGUCCUACAAUCUAGUCAUUCUAACUCUAUGGUCCAUCUCUUCCCCCCUCCAGGUGAGUGGCCUUGUGCUGUUUGGCCUAGGCGUGUGGAUCAGGUACGGGGCGGCCACCUUUGUCCAGGUGAUGGGUUCUUUCUCGGCACAGCUGGUGACCAUCAGCUAUGUGUGUAUGUGCCUGGGGGCCAUCCUGUCUCUGCUGGGGUUCAUUGGCUGCUACGGGGCCUGGAGCGAGAACCGCUGCCUCAUCAUGCUGUAUUUCUUCAUCGUGUCAAUGAUGUUUACAGCUGAGGUUACUGGGGUUAUUUUCAUCUUGGUGUACAAAGAUCUGGUGGAGGUUACGAUUCGUGGAGCCAGUAAGGACUCUUUACGGAUGUCCUAUAUGGGACCAACGGCUGCAGACCCCAUAUCAACAGCCUGGAACACCAUCAUGGUCCAUUACAAGUGCUGUGGCUUUGACAACUCCACGGCUGACUUCAAGAACUCUGUGUUCAGUGCUAACACUGGCCUGUUGUACCCCAAGACGUGCUGUGUUGACCUGACGAGCAGCGCCUGCGACGGCCUCGACACCACCCAGGGCCUGAUACACCCAAAGAGCUGCAUUACCAAACUGAUCAAUGUGAUCCAGGACCAGAGCGUCAUCUUUGGCUCCACCGCUUCUGGCAUCUGUGUUAUGGAGAGCGUUCCCAAGAAUGGCGCGAGYCGGGACUUUGAAUCAUCSGGUAACGGUCCAGUCGACGAACAGGAGCCUAUUCGGGGAACGGUCAAAGUAGUCAAACUCAACCCCAAUAACCUGGGUCUGUCGGGUCUUUUUAGACGAGGCGGGAUUUCCCUCCGAGGUGCGCCCGGUCCGAGGAUGCCUUUCCCAGCCUUCUUGUCCUCGGGUCGCCCUGGCCCUCCUGCCAAAGCAGCUGCGGUGCCUCUGCAUCCACUGUCACAUCUGCACCACGMCAGUCAGGGCAAUGGCGGGGUGGGUAUGAAGAAGAGGCAGGGAUUUGAGAUGUGGCAGAGGGCCAUGGAUAAGAGCGAYCACAGUAAGACCAUGUCCAUGUCGCUGCCCCUCAGUCUGAAGGACUCUGCCAACAGACAGAGCUGCGCCGCGGUGCCUUUUACUCAGCGGAUAACGUCGGAGGGCUGCAACGCGGUGACAGUCCACAACAAACUGUGCUUCGGUCAAUGCAGUUCGCUGUUCGUCCCGUCUGGUUGGGAGUCUGCCAGGCUGACGGGUGCAGGGGGACACCGCCGUGCGCCCUGUUCCCGUUGCGCUCCAUCCAAGGCCCACACGGUGACCGUGCCUCUGCGCUGUGGGAUGGAGGUGCGGGAGAAGCGCGUGAUGGUGGUGGAAGAAUGCAAGUGUGAGACUGGUCGCGAGGAGGGGAAUAUCGGGGCUGUGGCCUCCAUGCACUUGUAACUGAAGAUACUGUAGUUUAAGGGCGACAUUUUCCUAGUGCAAAAGCUCUGUGCGAAUUAGAAAACGCCCACUGCGAGAUUAUAAUGAAGUUUACAGUAUUUUUUGCACAUUGCAACGCAACAUUUUUGCACUACGAAAAUAUCGCCCUAAAUGCUUGUUUCCCCCCUCACAGCACCUGCUCUAGCCUAUUUUUAGACUCGAUUAUUGUUUUUGGACAGAAAAUAUUUAUAUCGUGAUGUCAGAUGUGGACAUUGAUUAUGUUUAUUGUAUGUGUGAGUCUGAAUUUCUAAUUCAGAGAAAAACGAUUUGGAGACAAGUGCCACCAAUGAUUGUUGACAAGUGACUAACAUUUUUUAGUCAUGAACAUUUCUGUUCAACCCUUUGGCAGAAUGAGUCAUCCACUCUGGACAAGUGUAAUAAUGUUGAACAACUUGUUUAGUUUCAUCUGAACUGAACUGCAUUUUGUUUUUGUGAAAUAAAAAUGUCAAUCUAU